This is a messenger RNA of Culicoides brevitarsis, 585 nucleotides long. RefSeq names its product kallikrein-13-like. Gene Ontology annotation, molecular function: serine-type endopeptidase activity. Lineage: Eukaryota; Metazoa; Arthropoda; Insecta; Diptera; Ceratopogonidae. The transcript has a single exon. Gene Ontology annotation, biological process: proteolysis. The coding region runs from base 1 to 585 and encodes 194 amino acids. The record is from RefSeq and is a predicted model, not a curated record.
AUGAAAUACGGAAGUCUUACAAUCGGAAUGACCAUACAUUGUUGGAUCUGCCUUCCGCAACCCGAAGUUCAAGAACGUCGUAUCAAAAAAAGUCGUAUUCAUCCGGGUUACAGCGUCGAUAUCAAUGGAAUUCAGGCAUUUCAUGAUAUUGGAAUAAUUUUGCUUGAUGAACCCGUAAAUAUUACGGAAUUUGUGCAGCCAAUUGAUAUUGGUAAUUUGGAUCCAUUAUCACCUGGAACGAUUUAUGGGUUUGGCAGCAUCAAUGCAACAGAACAAGAAAUUCCUGACACUCUUCGUUCGAGAGAAAUGGAGGUAAUUGAUGAUAUUACUUGCACUUUGAUUUUACGAGAAACAAAGUAUAAAGUUACGAAAGAAUGCCAGAAUUUUUGUAUUAGUACAGCAAGCUGUUGGGGAGACUCGGGCGGGCCAUUUGUGCAAAAUAAUAAACUUGUUGGAAUUAAUUCGUGGGCCGCAGAUGAUAUUCUGGGAUGUAAAACGGAGCCGGGUAUGUUGGUGCGAGUGACGGAUUAUUAUGAAUGGAUUCAUGAGAGCAUUGAAGAUAUGAGAAAUGAAGAACUAAAAUAA